UGAGAACGACAAAUUUGAUUGGCCGAAGGAGCUCGUAAAGUCCUAAUGGCGGAUUGUCGCUGAAAAUGUGAAAUGCGUUUUGUUUUUGUUUAUUUCUCGAUUAAUGUGAGUUUAUAAAUGUAUUUAAUGUGAGCAGUUCCGGCUCUGAAAUGGCGACAUUAGUUUUGGAUAACGGAGCGUACACGGCGAAGAUCGGGUACAGCCAGGAGAAAGUCAGCGUCAUCCCAAACUGCCAGUUUCGCUCAAAGACGUCCAGGUUAAAAACGUUCACUGCAAACCAGCUGGAUGAGAUCAAAGAUCCUUCGGGGCUCUUCUACAUCCUCCCCUUCCAGAAGGGUUACCUGGUGAACUGGGACGUCCAGAGGAAGGUGUGGGACCACCUGUUUGGAAAGGAGAUGUUUAAGGUGGAUUUUGCAGACACGAGCGUCGUCAUCACUGAGCCUUACUUCAACUUCACCUCCAUUCAGGAGUCCAUGAACGAGAUCCUGUUUGAGGAGUACCAGUUCCAGUCGGCACUCAGGAUCAAUGCCGGCUCUCUUAGUGCUCAUCACUACUUCCACACAAACCCCUCCGAGCUCUGCUGCAUGGUGGUGGACACCGGGUUCUCUUUCACCCACAUCGCCCCCUACUGCCGCCGCAGGAAAAUGAAGGAGAGCAUCCGCAGGAUCAACGUGGGAGGGAAGCUGCUGACCAAUCACCUGAAGGAGAUCAUCUCUUAUCGUCAGCUGCAUGUGAUGGACGAGACUCACGUGAUCAACCAGGUGAAGGAGGACGUGUGCUACGUCUCGCAGCACUUCUACAAGGACAUGGAGAUCGCCCAGGCCAAGGGCGAGGAGAACACGGUGAUGAGGGAUUACGUUCUGCCAGACUUCAGCUCCAUAAAGAAAGGCUUCUGCAAGCCCCGUGAGGAGAUGGUCUUCAGUGGGAAGUACAAAACAGGGGAGCAGAUCCUGAGGCUGGCCAACGAGCGCUUCGCUGUCCCCGAGAUGCUCUUCCACCCAUCUGACAUCGGCAUCCAGGAGAUGGGAAUCCCGGAGGCCAUCGUCCACUCGGUGGAGUCGCUGCCUGAAGAGAUGCAGCCACACUUCUACCGGAACGUCGUGCUGACCGGAGGGAACACGCUGUUUCCCGGCUUCAGAGAGCGGCUGGAAGCGGAGCUACGGGCGCUGGUCCCCGCCCAUCUGCCCGUGUCUGUCAUGCUUCCUGCAAAUCCCGUCUGUUACGCCUGGGAGGGCGGGAAGCUGCUGGCUCAUAACCCCGACUACGACGAGAUGGUGGUGAUGCGGGAGGACUAUGAGGAGAACGGGCACUGCAUCUGCGAGGAGAAGUUUGACAUUUAGGAGUUCAAACUGAGCAGAAACAUCGAUAGUGAUGAUUUGUCCUUCCACUUUCACACGUGUCCUGCUGCCAUAGCAACAGUCGCAGUGUGUAAAGUGUGGAGUCUGGGAGGGACAGGUUUACAGGUGGGUGGAGACUGAAGGUCCCUGAACCUGCUGCUGCAGGUCUGGAUGCUCCAUCCUGGGACGGCGGAGCUCGGGGCGUCCGAACCACCGCUGCCGUCUUCCUAACGUUUAUCCCCGUGAACCAGCAGCAGCCGCCUGCCUCCACCUCUGCUGGCUCAGUGGAGCCGGAGGUGUGCCCGCCGCCAGGAGAUAAAAGGCCCAGGGUCAAAGUCAUGACUCAUAAAGCGAUGUUUCAGCUCUUUAUUUAAACUCGGGAAUAAAAGUGAGUGAGCAGUCCGAGAUAAUCACAGAAGGAAUAAACUGUAAGUGGACGAGACAUUAGUCAGAAAACUGUUUUUGUUUUUGUUUGUUUUCACACAAUUUUUAAUGUUUGUGUUCUUUGUAUGUAAAUCUUAAUUUGCAUUUAUUAAAUACAAUAAUAAAAAAAA
This is a messenger RNA of Oreochromis aureus, 1891 nucleotides long. RefSeq names its product actin related protein 6 (gene actr6). The transcript is spliced from 11 exons. The record is from RefSeq and is a predicted model, not a curated record. The coding region runs from base 150 to 1340 and encodes 396 amino acids. NCBI's taxonomy places the organism in Eukaryota, Metazoa, Chordata, Actinopteri, Cichliformes, Cichlidae. Gene Ontology annotation, cellular component: Swr1 complex. Gene Ontology annotation, molecular function: nucleosome binding.